AACUUGGAGGAUAAGACCAAAGAAGAAUAUAACUUUUUUUUCCCUCUCCCUUUUCUCUCUCUCAUAGUGAAUAACUUGGUCAUCAAUUAUACUCACAUCAAUGAAAUGAGAUCUUUUAUAUAAAAAACAAACUCUAGUGAGAGAAAAACUAAGAAAUUAGUUCAUAUCUUCUUCAUGGUAAUAUUAUAUGAGUGAGAGAUACAUAGAGAGAGAAAGUGUUUUCAUUGAAUCAUCAAAAUGGCAAAACCAGGGGUAUUGGAUUCUGAUCCAGAGAUUAUGGUGAAGAAAGUCUUGGAGAUGAAGAAGGAAUUAAAGAAGCUUGUGAAGUCCAUUGUUGAGGAUGAAGAUACAAGCAUUGAAGCUAUUGAUAAAGCAAAAGAAACUCUUUGUGUUCUUAAGGAUUUGAAGCUUAGAAAGAAAUCUCAAUCUUCAAUGUCUUUUAAGAUAAACAAGAAUGUUACUUUCCCAGAUGAAUUCAAAUGUCCACUUUCUAAAGAAUUGAUGAGAGAUCCUGUCAUUGUUGCUUCUGGCCAGACAUAUGAUAGACCAUUCAUUCAAAGGUGGUUGAAUGCUGGAAAUAGGACAUGCCCUCAAACUCAUCAAGUUCUCUCACACACUCUCCUUACUCCAAAUCAUCUUAUAAGAGAUAUGAUAGAAAAAUGGUCUAAAAAUCAAGGGAUUGAAUUGUGCAAUGUUAUUAGUUAUAUCAAUGGUGAAGGUGCUAAAGAAGCUGAUCAGAAUCACUUUUUAUGUUUGCUAGAGAAAAUGUCAUCAACACUUUGUGAUCAGAAAGAAGCUGCAAAACAACUUAGGUUGUUGACAAAGAAGCAUCCUUGUUUUAGAGUACUUUUUUGCGAUUUCGAAGAUGCAAUUCCUCAGUUGCUUAAGCCUAUUUGCGAAGGAAAUAGUAUUAGCCACGAUCUUCAAGAAGACGUGAUCACGACACUUCUCAAUAUCUCGAUCCAUGACAACAAUAAGAAACAAGUAGCCGAAACUCCGACGGUGAUUCCACUCCUUAUGAAGUCAUUGAGAUGUGGAACAAUCGAGACACGAGCCAAUGCUGCAGCGACUCUUUUCACGUUAUCAGCACUAGACUCGAAUAAAGAACUUAUAGGAAAAUCUAACGCCUUGAAACCUCUUAUCGAUUUAUUAGAAGAAGGGAAUCCCUUAACUAUGAAAGAUGUUGCUUCAGCAAUAUUCACCUUAUGUAUGAUGCACGACAACAAGGCAAGAGCGGUGAAAGACGGUGCGGUUAGAGUGAUUAUGACAAAGAUGAAGAACCGACUUCACGUCGACGAAUUACUAGCUAUCCUCGCGCUACUUUCGACUCAUCAGAAAGCUGUUCUUGAAAUGGCAGAGCUUGGAGCUGUUCCUUGUUUGCUAAGCAUCAUGCGAGAGAGCUCGUGCGAGCGCAAUAAGGAGAAUUGCGUAGCGAUUCUUCAAACUAUAUGUCUAUAUGAUAGAUCCAAGUUGAGGGAAAUAAAGGAAGAAGAGAAUAGCUAUAGAACAAUAUCUGAACUUGCAAAAAAUGGAACAUCAAGGGCUAAGAGGAAAGCUAGUGGAAUUCUUGAGAGGUUGCAUAGGGUUGUUAAUAUUACACACACUGCAUAAUAAUGUUCCUUGAUUCUUCUCUUUCUCAUUCAAGGUAUAUUGUUCAUAUAUGUGCCUUUAAGUUAUUGAAGGUGAAAAUCUAUAAGCACUUAUGUCUCAAAAACAAUUAUGUACAUUCUUUUCUCUCAAUGAAGUUAUUCUCAUGUUAAUUUUA
Messenger RNA from Vicia villosa (hairy vetch), 1765 nucleotides. RefSeq names its product U-box domain-containing protein 9-like. The record is from RefSeq and is a predicted model, not a curated record. Gene Ontology annotation, cellular component: cytoplasm; nucleus. The coding region runs from base 238 to 1611 and encodes 457 amino acids. Gene Ontology annotation, biological process: protein ubiquitination. Gene Ontology annotation, molecular function: protein binding; ubiquitin-protein transferase activity. NCBI's taxonomy places the organism in Eukaryota, Viridiplantae, Streptophyta, Magnoliopsida, Fabales, Fabaceae. The transcript has 2 exons.